This is a messenger RNA of Zalophus californianus (California sea lion), 804 nucleotides long. Its product is annotated as integrator complex subunit 6-like. NCBI's taxonomy places the organism in Eukaryota, Metazoa, Chordata, Mammalia, Carnivora, Otariidae. Bases 89 to 634 code for a protein of 181 amino acids. The transcript has 6 exons. The record is from RefSeq and is a predicted model, not a curated record.
CAAGGUCUGUGAGGGGGAGGUUUCCUCGGGUGCAUCACCUCAGCCCUUGGAUUCGUCUCGCUGCGGGCUUCGACCUCAGCCUGAAGUGAUGAGUGAUAAAGCAGAGGAGUCCGCUGCUGGGCCCAAAGGCCAAGUGAGACGUCCUGGAAAACCCAUCACUCCGCCUCCGUUUAAGAAAAGGCUGAGCAUGCCGCUGCCAUCAGUGAGAGAGGAAGGAGACGGAGCAUCCCAACCCGAGGGCUCAGCCAUCUCCUGGGAAGAUGAUGACCCCCAAGACACAGCAAUGUAUGUGUCGGGAGAUGUGCCCGAUAAACUGCCAAUACCAGCGGAAAUCAAUAUGGAAAUAAAAGUGCAAUUAAAGAAGGAAAUUCGAUAUUUUGAAGGAAAUCCCACACUGGUGGAUAUGUUCGGAUGUCUGAACGUAAGCAUGGGAAGCACAGAACAUGAGAGAAUCUUGAAAUUGCUUGAAGGAGUGCAAGGACCUCCAGAAGUGCAGAAAAAAUUUGUCGUGUAUGCCAUGAAGGAAGCGGCAAGAUUGAAAAGAGAAGACUUAAUAAGUCACCUUGAGAAGGUCCUAGAGAAAAUAGAAUAUGACCAGUUUCUCAACAAAGGUGAUCGCUCCCCAACCUUAUAAUCCCGUUAUGGCAACGAUCAGUGAGAAGGCAGAACCAGUUGGCUGUCCUGGAGUGCGACCAGAUAUUGUUGAUGCCUCCCAGCACAAAUUAGUUAAGAAUUGUCUUCUUGAGGCUGAGAAAAUGCAUUGCCACUUUCCUGUUAUAGGUGUCUGUUAGUAAAAGUUGGACU